AUGGCCCGUAAAGGAUAUAAAGGAGGCAGAUCCGUGCAGAAGAUUGUCCCAACAGCCAAGAUCGACAAGAUGAAGCUUCACGUUUGGAUGGUGGUGGCGGCGGUGGUGGCGGGCGGAUGGGCGCGCGUGGUGCCACUUGAGCAAGCCCCCUAUGUGCGCUCUGCCGUUGCACCUGCUCUCGACCCGCGCGCUGGCUCCUAUGCCGACGCGGUGGAGAGCGCACUGCACAACCGUAUCGCUCGACACGUCCGUCCGGACUACUCGCCGCUAGCCAAACGUCAGGCAGCUGCGGACAGCGGUGCGAUCACCGACUUUGGAUCGUCGCCACCGCAGCCCGUCCGCGGCAGCAAGGGCGCAUCCUUCCUGCACGGCAGCAACACCGACAUCGACCGGCAGAACGUCGACUAUCUCAGCCCGCCACCCACCGACGCUGGCACGGUGCCCAACCUCAAGUGGGCGUUUUCACUGUCCAAAUCCAAAUUGCUGAAUGGAGGAUGGGUUCGUGAACAGGUGGUGACCGAUCUUCCUGCGUCCAAGGAGGUGGCGGCCGCAGAACAGAGGCUGGCCCCGUAUGCUUAUCGUGAAUUGCACUGGCAUCGUGUGGCCGAAUGGGGGCUCGUCCUCAACGGCACCGUCCGCAUCACCGCCAACGACGAAGACGACCGCAACUACGUAGCCGAUGCCAACAAGGGCGAUCUGUGGAGCUUCCCCCGUGGCGUACCUCACACGCUCCAGGCCGGACCGGAGGGAGCGCAGUAUCUGCUGGUGUUUGACGAUGGCGACUUUGAUGCCAGCGGCACCACGUUUGCGGUCGACGACUGGAUCGCCCACACCCCGCGCGACGUGCUUGCCGAAAACUUUGGCUGGAACAGCUCGGCGUUCAACAGCGUCCCUGCUGCCGAUCCGUACAUCGUACCUGCGGCUCAAGGUGAAACAUGGCUGACCAUCGAAGAGGCGAGAAAGCAGGUCGAAGCCAAUCCUGCCGGAGAGGUCGAUUCGCCGUAUGUCUAUCGGCUCUCGCAGCAGAACAAGACGCAGGCCCCCGGUGGGGGAGGCUGGGUCAAGGUGACCGACUACAGGACGUUUGCAGCAAGUCCGACGCUCGCCAGUGCAUACGUGCAUGUCGAAAAGGGCGGACUGAGGGAGUUGCACUGGCACAAGAACGCGGAGUGGGGAUACAUCCUCAAGGGCAAAGCGAGGGCCACGGCGUUUGCAGGCGGUGCAACCGCCAGGACGUUUGAUCUUCAGCAGGGAGACACCUGGGUCUUCCCCACAAACUACGGACACUACAUCCAGAAUGUGGGGGAUGAGGAGCUCGAGUUUGUCGAGAUCUUCCGUGCGCCCAACUUUGGGGACAAGGUGAAGUUCGACGACUUUUCGCUCAGCCAGUGGCUCGCGCUCGUGCCGCCCAGCGUGGCGGCCAAGCAGCUCAAUGUGUCGCAGCACCUCGUCGAGCAGCUUAGCACCAAGAAGCAGAUCAUCGUCGCUCAGGCCUGA
Molecule: messenger RNA, 1497 nt
Organism: Moesziomyces antarcticus
Lineage: Eukaryota; Fungi; Basidiomycota; Ustilaginomycetes; Ustilaginales; Ustilaginaceae
Product: bicupin oxalate decarboxylase/oxidase
Exons: 2
Coding region: 1-1497 (498 amino acids)
Biological process (GO): oxalate metabolic process
Source: RefSeq, a predicted model, not a curated record